AUGCUGCCUCUCGGCCUCCUCACGGCCGCACAGGGCCACCCCAUGCUGGUCGAACUGAAGAACGGCGAGACUCUGAACGGUCACCUGGUCACCUGCGACAACUGGAUGAACUUGAUCCUGCGCGAGGUUGUGCAGACCAGCCCCGAGGGCGACAAGUUCUUCCGAUUGCCCGAAGUCUACAUCCGCGGCAACAACAUCAAAUACCUCCGAGUCCCCGACGAAAUCAUCGACAUCGUGAAAGAGCAGCAACAGAACCAACCACAAAACCGCCGCGGCGGCCACGGACGAGAUGGCGGAUCGUCGCCGCAACUUGAACGAUCUCAACUCCACGAGCAGCUCGACAUGUCUCGGCGGGUGCUGGUUCUUGAUGGACUGUGGUACUCGCUAUGUCCAUCAUUUAGCCCAUUGGCGCUGGCUCGCGCCAAUCCUCUAUUGAAGCAGCGGAAACCGAGCUCCCGACCAUGUCCGCCGCCAGCUCUUCGCAUUGCGGCGCCGCCGCGGCAUCGCUGUUACAGCAAUAACGCCCGCAAGACCGACGCCCACUCCCAAGUUGAAGACGCUCCUACGCGCGGUGGCAAUGGCGCAUCUUCAGUCUUGUCCGGGUCCGCCUCAUUUCCUGACGAGCAUUGGGACAACGAACACGAUAGCUUCGAACCCGAGAACCACGACGAGGAGGCAUUGACACCGAGGCGGAAGAAAGCGAUCAACAGAUGGCCCGGUGUCCCCAAAUACGCCGCAGAAAAGAGUAAUGACAGUCUCGAAACACUCUUACAAACGGAAAUGGCCAAGAAGCCUAAUAUCACAUCCGCCACACACAUACUGCGCACGUUGAUCCGGGAUCGCGGUGUCAAGCCGUCGGCGCGGCAUUAUAAGGCUCUUAUAAUGGCGAAUUCGGAUGCGUUGCAUGGGUCACCGAUAUUUGUGAGGAACCUCUUGGAGGAGAUGGAGAAACAAGGGAUUGCGGCGGACUCGGGGACGCUGCAUGCUGCGUUGCAGGCACUUGCUGUUCAUCCAGACUUCAUUCUCCGCCAAGAAGUCCUCCAGAAACUACGAGAUCGAUGGCUUACCCUUAGCCCGGCUGGAUGGCAUUUCGUGGUUGCGGGUCUUCUCCGCGAACACAAAUUCGAGAUGGCGCUUGAGCAAGCAGCGUUGAUGCAGCGGAAGGAUAUACAUGUCGAAGAUUGGCUGCAUAGUUCGAUGAUCUACCAGCUCUGUGACCUGGGCGAAAUGGAUGAAGUGCUUCGCUUGAUGCAGGUCCGAGUUAGUCAGGGCAAUGACAUGACGUCUGAUCUGUGGAUGCAUGUGCUACGGACUGCAAUUGAAGCACAACAUUAUAUGACGACGCGUUUUGUGUGGCGACGCAUGGUUGAACUCGGUUACCUCCACCCACCGACUGCUGUGUGCAGUGAUGUUUUGAGGGUCGCGGCCGGCGUCAGUGAUAUCGAGAUAGCAAAGUCUGUGUUCCGUCAUCUCGCCCGACGCGCAAUCUCUCCGGUCUUGGAAGAUUAUCAGCAGCUUAUUGUGGCCAAUGUUGGCGUGGGUGAUCUUCCCGCUGCGUUUGAGGUUCUUUGUACUAUGCAGGAGGCCGGUUUGCCUCUUGAUCAGACGACCACUCAACCGAUCCUUGCGUAUAUGAUCCACAGCAAGACCGACCGCCGGGAUGCUUGGCAAGUGCUGAAGAGAUUACACAACGAGAAGCACGUUGUCCCUCUUGCGAGUGUUCGUGUCAUUGCUGAAUUGUGUGAACACGAUGCCCAAAAUGACCCGACGGUGGUAGAUGAUGCAAUUGGCUUCUACAAUGAAAUUCAUACCAUCUGUCCGCAAGGCGCCGAUCUCCAGGUCUACAAUGCACUGAUCCGGAUGUGUCGUACAGCACUCAAACGGGAAGCCGGCAUCUUCCUGGUUAAAGAGAUGGCCACCCUCGAUGUCAUUCCGGAUGCCGGCACCUUCGAGACAAUCAUCCUGAUGUGCCUAGAUGCGGGUAACUACAAGUCCGCGCUCAUGUACAUGUUAGAUCUGGCUAAGCGGGAGGCAACGGUCAGUCCCAAAGCGAGGGAGGAGAUUCGGAGUCUUUGCGCGCGGUCGGUCAACGAGUAUGCGCUACGGUUGCAGUAUCACCCUUUGAUCCAGGGUGGGGAUGUGCCAACCUUAGACGAUACUACCGAGACGGCUGAGGAGCCUAAACUGCAACGCAACCCACGUCCCAAGCUUGGUCGCGAGGAAAGAAUUGCAUAUAAUAAAGAGCGACGACAGAGAAAACGUCGCCGCUUGGCAUUGGAGAGACUCGCCGCGGAGGGCAAAGUGAGCUCGGAGGCUAUGAACGGCCUGGAAAUGGAGGACUCUGAAGUCGAGCUGGACGAGGUGGAUGUGGAUGAAGUGGAUGAGGAAGUCGAGGGGAACAGCAAUCGGAGCUCUCCUUCGUCCAAAACGGGCGAAUAG
Molecule: messenger RNA, 2439 nt
Organism: Penicillium subrubescens
Lineage: Eukaryota; Fungi; Ascomycota; Eurotiomycetes; Eurotiales; Aspergillaceae
Product: pentatricopeptide repeat protein
Exons: 5
Coding region: 1-2439 (812 amino acids)
Biological process (GO): spliceosomal snRNP assembly; mRNA splicing, via spliceosome; nuclear-transcribed mRNA catabolic process
Cellular component (GO): P-body; U6 snRNP; spliceosomal tri-snRNP complex
Molecular function (GO): protein binding; U6 snRNA binding
Source: RefSeq, a predicted model, not a curated record